AUGGAGACGUGGCGGGGGAGGCAGAUGCACAGCCACUCGUACAGGGUGCCGGAGCCGUUCCGCGGCGAGGUGGUGGUGGUGGUCGGGUGCGGGGAGAGCGGCAAAGACAUCGCCAUGGAGAUCCGCGGCGUGGCCAAGGAGGUGUACCUCGUCGCCGAGUCCAUGGAGGCGGUCACCCCAGGCUUGUCCAAGGUGCUGGCCAAGCACAGCGCCAACCUCCAUCUCCGACUUGAGGUGGAGCGUCUGUGCGAGGACGGGCGGGUGGCGUUCAAGGACGGCGGCGGCUCCAGCUCCAGCAUCGCCGCCGACACCGUCAUCUACUGCACGGGGUACAGCUACUCGUUCCCGUUCCUGGAGACGGGCGGGGCGGUGGCCGUGGACGACAACCGCGUGGGCCCGCUGUUCGAGCACGUGUUCCCGCCGUCCCUGGCGCCGUCGCUCUCCUUCGUCGGCGUGCCGAGAAAGAUCUUCGCGCCCCGCUUCUUCGAGACCCAGGCCCGGUGGGUGGCGCAGGUGCUGUCCGGCAGGCGGGCGCUGCCGGCGGAGGAGGAGAUGCUUCGGUCCGUGGAGGAGUUCUACCGCGCCAGGGAGGCCGCCGGCGUGCCCCGCAAGUACACCCACGAGAUCGGCAGGCGGGAUAUCACGUACAUGGACGAUUUCGGGGAGAAGUACUGCGACUUCCCUCGCGUGGAGGGGUGGAAGCACGAGCUGCUCGUGUCGUCCGCAGGGCUAUGCAGGAGUGGCAUCUCUCUUGUGUGCAAUGGCAAAGCUCGCCACCUAGUUGUUGCAGCUACACAGACGGUCGUCCCUGCCCAACUGGUCUCCAUCAACGAGCACAAUGAUUACAAAAUCACCAAUUAA
Messenger RNA from Triticum turgidum subsp. durum (durum wheat), 861 nucleotides. Lineage: Eukaryota; Viridiplantae; Streptophyta; Magnoliopsida; Poales; Poaceae. The record is from the annotation of a GenBank genome assembly.